Messenger RNA from Cryptotermes secundus, 2573 nucleotides. It is a transcript of the gene Tmem214, whose product is annotated as transmembrane protein 214-B. NCBI's taxonomy places the organism in Eukaryota, Metazoa, Arthropoda, Insecta, Blattodea, Kalotermitidae. The transcript is spliced from 13 exons. Gene Ontology annotation, cellular component: endoplasmic reticulum; Golgi apparatus. Bases 160 to 2181 code for a protein of 673 amino acids. The record is from RefSeq and is a predicted model, not a curated record.
CGUGGCAGUGUACGUCAGAGUACGGCAGAGAUCUCAAAUGUAUGGUCGUAUUGUCACGUAGCUGUGUAAUGAAGUAAAGAGUAGCAAUUGAGGUUCAAUGUUUGCGGUUGCUGUUAGUUAAUUCACUGGUAAAACGAGCGUACUUCCAAAGGCUGUGCUAUGUCUGGACAGUGGGAAGUUGUUGGAAAAAGUAAACAGAAACAAAGUGGGCAGUCAGCAAAAAAAUUAUCCAAAAGUGAAAGAAAAAAGUUUAUUGAAAAUGCACCGAAAGUAGAAGAUAUACUUCCUUUAUCUCAAGUUAAAAGUCUGUACACAGCACUGGAUAACAACAAAGAAAACCAUAAACCCUUAGGCAAAGAAAUGAAUUUUAAAGAAAAUGAGUCGAAAAAAACACAAAAGAAGCAACCAGAGAAAAAAAAGGAAAUGAAAGCAAAACCACCAACUCCAAAAUCACUGGAAAUGGCAGUAAGAUUGAUCGAUGUAAAAGAACUUACACGUGAACUAGAGAUUGGUCAGGCCCGUUUCCAGGAAGCACCAGUGCUAUGGCUGAAAGGAUUAGCUGAAUAUCUGAAUGUUAAACUAGAGCAUAGUAAUCCUGUAACUAUUCCAAAAAUUAGUGACUAUCCACUGUGUGUGCUCUCCGGUGAGAUUCGGGAUAUCCUGAGACGGGCUGUGAAGGACGCUGGAGAAGCAUCUACCCAACACUUUUUCUACAUCUGUCUUGCUGACAUGGCCGAUGACAUGAUUAGAGGUAGUUCAUUAAUACAUGGAUACAAAGUGAUGCUGCAGCUCUUAGCAUUCCAGAAUCCUAGCAUUACGACCUCAAACAUUCAGAAAGUGACAGCACUUCGCAACUCAUACCAAAACCGUCAGUCUGUUGGCCUAACCAUUCUUUGGGCACUGGGUCAGGGAGGAAUGAAGGAUAUACAGACUGGUUUGAAAGUGUGGUUGGAUGUGAUGGUACCUAUGAUGGACAUGAGAAACUACACAAGUUUUGUUGUCGGCUAUCUUAAAGACAUCCUCACCUUCAACCCACAAGGCAAGCCAGUAAACUGUGAACAGUUUUUUGCUGUGUUGGAUGUUAUCCAUUCUCCAACAAGCAACCUACCCAAUAAUGUUCGACAGGAGUUAGUUAAUCUCAGUCCAGCCCUUAGGGUUCAGGCACUAAAAGCAGACAGUGAGAAGAGGUCACGUACUUUCUUUGAACCCCUUCUCCUAAGGCUGCAGCCAUCAGCAUCCAAGAUGCUCAGAGAAGAGCUGUUGGCUUGUUUGAUCAUAUGUCUAAAUAGUGAUCAACAUUGCUACAGUAUUUGGAGGCAGCUGUACACUAAGCAUCUCCCACAGUCAGCAGUUUUACUUGGACACAUUGACAAUCAGUGGAGUGCUAUUAAGGGACAGAUGGUUGUGACAGUACUCAGGGAGACACUUUCUACAUUCCAAGUAACCAAUGAAGAACUGAGGAAAGGCAAACAAAAGGAUGAAAAACAUUUAAUACAUUGCCAGCAUUCCUGUGAGGAACUUCUAAAGAAAAUGACUGUAUCAAGAACAUUCCCGUGGAAAACUGGAAAUUUUCUCUUGCUAUUGGUGAUAGUUGGACUUCUGGCAUAUGACAUCAGGAAGCAUGGAUCAUUCCAGUCAUCAAGUACAGGCCGCUUUCUGAAUGACAUUGGCGCUCUCCAGUAUGGUGAACAUGCAUGGGCAAAAACAAAAUUUUAUUCUAAUAAAUCUUAUCGUUGGGCUGAAGAAAAUAUUCCACAUUAUUACAAGACAGUUGGUGACCAUGCCAAACCAUAUAUGGAAUUGGCAUGGGAUGUUUGCUUGAUAGUAGGUCACCAGUUGCACAACAUGUAUGGAAAUAUUCAUGCAUAUGUCGAGGAAAAGGCACCUACAGUUAUUGAAUGGAUUGACUUCCAUGCUCCAUCAUUAUUGGAUAGAGUGAAGGUACAUUCCACUGAAGCCUGGGAAUUGAUAAAGCAAAAUGCUUUAAUUCUGUGGCAGUUUUUUCUUCGUUACUCGGACAUGGGAAUUGAAUGGCUCAAAACCAAUGUUUUUGUUGGUAACUUGUCUCCAGAGAAUCUUCAGAAGUACUCUAUGGAAGCACUGAACACCACACAGGUCUACGCUGCAUGGACAUACGAUUGGGUUCGUCAAAAAGUGCAAACAUUAUCAAAGAUUCAGUGACUUAGAGUGAGGUGGGGCUCUUUGGUUAUUAAAACUUCUAGACAAUAUUGCCCCAGUCUUAUUUCUCAGAUUUAAAGUAUCAUAAGAACACAAUGCAUUCAGGUGAAUAUAAUUUUCAUUUUAUAGAUAUAUGCAUGAUUUUAAAGUAAUACUGUGUAGGGAACUUGUAGGUUGUACUGUAUAUUGGAAGCUAAACAAGGUUAAUGUAAUUAUAUACAUACAUAUAUGUGUAAAUGUUGUAGUUAUACAAAUGGUUUUUGUCAUUUAGGUGUAUUAUUGUUUGUGUGAAGGCAGAAAAAAAUACAUGAAUGCCAAUACCCACUGUAUUCCAUUUAAUGUGAGGUGAUGUAAUAUGCAGUUUCUUUUUUGUGAGAAAUAAAGCCUUUUAUUUA